Phytophthora sojae is the source of this 1254-nucleotide messenger RNA. RefSeq lists its product as hypothetical. The transcript has 3 exons. The annotation marks the transcript as partial. Lineage: Eukaryota; Oomycota; Peronosporomycetes; Peronosporales; Peronosporaceae. The record is from RefSeq and is a predicted model, not a curated record.
AACAUUCGGUACAAACGCCUCAACAACAACAGAGACACGGUGUGGUACAAGUGCUCUUCUCACAUGAAUUGCUCUGCGACGGCCAAGAUCAAAUUUUUCGCUUCAAGCAAAACGUACACCGCCACAUUGAAUGAAAUCCACAGUGACGUCGUUGCCCCCCUCGAUGCGCAACGGACUGGCAUCCACAAACCCCUUGACGACGAAGUGAACAACCUUUUACUUGGGGGGCAAGGACCUGCAAGGUGUUUGACCACCCUUGAAAUGAAGUAUCGAAAUGACGAAGAAAUGCUGCGCCUUCUACCGGAUGUUGGACAACUCAAGAAUCGAUCGCAGCUCCUGCAUUCUCGAGGCGACUUCGACAUCACUUUGAUGGCGGACAUCUUGAAGUGGGCAUCUCCAAAAAUGUGUAAGACAAAGGAGGACUUUUUCAAAGGAAUGGUUUACAGGAUCGACUUCAACAACUGGACGCUGAUAUCAUUCGGUACCUGUGGCAUGCGUUACACGAAGAAGAAGAAGGAGUACCAAAACAAGUUUUACCCGAUAGCCUUCCUGUUCGUGCGUGCGGAAACAACACUAGCUUAUACAAAGCUAUUCUCUCAGUUAUUUGCUCUGUCUGAAUUAGUCACUCAAAACUGGAGGGACCAACGCCAAAGGAGGUAUGCCAAGUGGUUUGAUGAGCAGUACCUCACGGACCCGUGGGACCUGUGGUUCAUCACCGCCAGCAACGUCGCUGGAAUAGUACCAAACCAGAAUCCAAUUGAAACACACCACAGCGCUAUCAAAAAGGUAGCAGCAGGCCAUUUGCGAGCAGCGAUAUCGCAUGUCUUGGCCGUCACUUUGCCAAAGAUUGUGAUUCACUGCGGUCGCGAUACAAAUACCGAGUUCUUGUGGCCAUUUGCAUUAGGUCCCGUCGAUGAAAAAGUGUAUCAAGCUGCCAAACGGCUCUGUGAACCUGGCAAUCACUACCCAUGCCACGAGCGGAUGUCUAACCGUGAAAUCGCCAACAUCAACCGCUACUACUUCAAUGCAGAUUAUUACCUCAUUCACGAUGAAAAUCUGUACGGGCAAAAGGUCACACACACAAGGACAUCACGUUACGCCAAGUCCCUGGAGGGAGUUCAAAAAAAAGAUGAGGUCGUGAACAGCAUCCAACUAUCGUACCAGUCCCUACACGCUGUGGAUAUUCUAUCGCGAACUCCUAUUGAACACGACUGGGCUUCUUCCAUGUGGUCAAUUGAAGAGGUAACACUGUAA